AUGAGUUUCCUCGGUUAUGGGAUGCCUAGGGCCCCACUCACGGGUAAGGAAAUACUCGGCAUUGGAGUGAAAGAAGAGCUCAGCGAAGAUGUCGCCGAAGAUGCAUGCCUGGAAAUUAAAGAGGAACCACUUGAUUAUGGAGAUGAAACAAGAAAUGGUGUGUGUAACGUGAAUGUGUUACAUGAAAGUCAUUUCUUUCAUAACCUUCAUGAUCUAAGGUAUGAGGUACAUGCAAAAGACUCAUGUAACUUGGUUCAGGAUUGUAAUGACAUGUCAAAAGUACCAUUUAGGGCUAAGGACUGUGGGAAGACGUAUUCAUCAGAUGGGGUUCAAGUGAUGUACGAGGGAAGACUGAAGGAGGAUACACAACUAAAAUUGGAAUCCACAAGG
Messenger RNA from Penaeus monodon (black tiger shrimp), 390 nucleotides. RefSeq lists its product as uncharacterized. The annotation marks the transcript as partial. NCBI's taxonomy places the organism in Eukaryota, Metazoa, Arthropoda, Malacostraca, Decapoda, Penaeidae. The record is from RefSeq and is a predicted model, not a curated record. The transcript has a single exon.